This is a messenger RNA of Triticum urartu, 3757 nucleotides long. RefSeq lists its product as uncharacterized. NCBI's taxonomy places the organism in Eukaryota, Viridiplantae, Streptophyta, Magnoliopsida, Poales, Poaceae. The record is from RefSeq and is a predicted model, not a curated record. Gene Ontology annotation, molecular function: double-stranded DNA binding. Gene Ontology annotation, biological process: regulation of DNA-templated transcription.
AAGAAAAAGAAAAAGAAAAAAGAAGAGACCAGCCCAGACCACACAAAUCCUCUCGCUCUCGCACCCGGCCGCUCGUUCCCCAUUCCCUCGCCGCCGGCGCCACCGCGCCGCCGCAGCGCCAUGCUCCGGCUCCGUAGGUGCGUCCUUGCCCAGCUCCUAUCGUCUCCCUCCGCCUCCACCAUCUCCCCUCUCCUUCGCCUCCUCUCCGCGGCUGCGCCCGCCGUCUCCCCUAACCCUAGCUUCGCCGUGGAGGAUUACCUCGUCGCCACCUGCGGCCUCUCCCGAGCGCAGGCACUCAAGGCCUCCCCGAAGCUCUCCCACCUCAAAUCCCCCGCCAAGCCCGACGCCGUCCUCUCCUUCCUCGACGGCCACGGCUUCUCCAGCUCCGACGUCGCCGCCGUCGUCGCGGGAGACCCCAAGGUACUCUGCUCCAGCGUGGAGGGAUACCUCGGCCCCGUCGUCGCCCAGCUCACCGGCCUCGGCCUCUCGCGUUCUCAGAUCGCGCGCCUCAUCUCCUACUGCCACGGCAAUUUACAUCUGACAUCCAUCGUCUCCAAGCUGCAAUACUACCUGCCCCUCUUCGGCUCCAUCGACAACACCCUCCUAGCUCUCAAGCGCUGCUUAUACCUUAUCUCGUCUGACCUAGAGAGGGUGGUCAAGCCCAACGUCGCGGCCCUGCGGGACUCGGGGCUGGGUGAUUGCGACAUUGCCAAGCUGUGCGUCCCUAGUCCACGGCUGCUCACAACUAAUGUAGAAUCCAUCCGGGCAAUGGUGUCAUGCGCUGAAAGUCUUGGUGUGCCUCGUGGAUCUAGGAUGUUCAGGCAUGCCAUGUCUGCUGUUGUGUUCCUCGGCGAGGAGAAGAUCGCUGCCAAACUGGGGUACUUGAAGAAGACCUUUAGGUGGUCAGAUGCCGAGGCCGGCAUUGCUGUGUCCAAGUAUCCAAUCUUGCUAAGGAGGUCUAAGGACUCUCUGCGGAGCAGGUCAGAGUUCCUCAUCUCUGAGGUGGGGCUGGAACCGGCAUACAUUGCUCAUCGUCCGCUAUUGCUCUCUUACAGCCUGGAGGGCCGGCUCAGGCCCCGGUACUAUGUUGUGAAGUUUCUCAAGGAAAAUGGAUUGCUACAUCGCGGCCGGGACUACUAUUCUGCAGUCGCGGUGACUCCGAAGGUAUUCAUGGAGAAGUUCAUAUGCCCUCACAUGGAAGCUGCACCGCACCUUGCUGAAGACUAUGCGGAAGCUUGCAGAGGCGAAGUGCCGACUAGAUUCAGAUUUACAUGAACCAAGAAUUUUAUGGUAUUAAAGUUUGAAACUGCUUACUGCACCCCAGAGAUUUCGCUUGCGGAGUAAGCUGGUAGGCUUUGUUUCAGUAUCCGUGCCUAACUAGAUGUUGGUUGUCUUUCUAGUAUGGCUAUGACAUGCUGGUUUGGUCGUUGCUACUUGCUAACACCUGAUGAAGCUACUAAUUUAUUUCUUGAGACCUGGUAUGUCCAUCUCAUCAUUCAGCAGAGAAGAGAACAUCAAACUGCUAUCUUGCCCAUUCUCUUGCCUUAUUGACACACAUAUUGGAACUAAGAGAGUGUGAGAUCAGGUCAUUGUGCAGACACAUUGAAAUAUCUGUGACUAGUAUAUCUGCAUUUGUAUAUUUGGAAUACUGAUAUGAAAGGACCAGGAUGACCACAAUAUGUUGAUCACUGUCGAGGAUGGCAUUUUGAUAUAGUUUGUUGGUUGCUUGCUCCAGUUCUUGUUAGCUGAAAAUUGAUCAUUUUUCUUUCUGCAGCAUCUUUGUUUGAAGAGUUAAAUUUUUGUUAAAGUAAUUGAUGGUUUACUAAUUCAUACGAGUAUUUUCCUUUAUUAUUCUCCUGUAUUUCUGAAUGGUGUACUGGUUGAUACUUUCUACCAGUAUUACAAUUUCUGCAUACAGCCUACCAGUACAGUCUUGGUUUUUGAGAAUUUGUAGCUAUAUGUUGAUUAUUACUGUUUAUUAGAGCGAAGGAGAAAGACCUGGGUGACCAUUUUAUUUUAUUUUGCAUUUGGAUGCCAUUGUACAGAUAAUGCGCCUCUGCCCCCAUUCAUUGUUUAAAGGUGCAAACAAAUUUGCCCUCUCAUUUUUUCCGGUUUUAGCUUUUAAGAAUAGGAGAUAGAUAGUCUGUCUAUUCUUGUGCAAUAAAGGAAAGCUCGACUAUGCCAUAGAAAGUGUUGUUGUUAUACUGUCUGUACUUGAUCCACAAAACACAUAAAAGAGCUCAUUGCCUCCUUGAGUUAACGGUUUGUAUUCAGCAAGUUCAUGUUCUGUUUAUGAAGCAGGUGACUUGUGAUGACUAUUGGAUGUCGUUCAAUUGCUUUUCAACCAUGCCCAUCAUCUUUUUGUGCUAUGAUGAAGCAGGUUGAGGAUAUUGUCCAUGCAAUGAUAUAGGCUUGCUUGCAGGAACCCAUGGCAGGGAGGUGACCGGUAGCUGAUAGCACAAUCUGAUCUUCUCAAGAACCGUACUUCGUUCAGCUGCAAGACAAGGCAAAUUGCUUUAGGUUAUCACGUCCUAUAAUAUCAAAUAAACAUCCUAUUAGUUUACAGGAUCACAUAUUUUUAGGUUUUUAAUGCGGUUCAUGAUGAAACAGCUAGAGCUUAUCAGCAUAAUUUUUUGAUAUAUACUAUUACCUAACUGACAUGGUAUUUCAGCAUAAUGCGGUUAUUACGUCAGUUAUUUCCGAACGGAGGGAGUAUCACUUAUACUAAUACUGAUUUUAGGUGACCGCUUAUCAUCCUCUGUAUAUCACUGAUGCUACAUGCCACAACAAGUUUUUAGUUUUCCUUUCUAGAGAUAGUUGUGCUUAGAAUCAGGAUAUUGUCACCAGAUAUGCACUCCAUUUACCCUUUUAAAGAGAAAGGAGCAGGCAUAUUUGAUAGCCGGAGGCUCCUUGACAACAUCCCAUUUCAAAAUAUCGAAACAGUUAUUAUGUUCUUGCAAUGAAAUGCCUACUAUUCUGAUUGUUACCCGAAGUUUGUGACCGUUUUCCCAGGUUUUGGCCUUGCUGCACAUUUGCGUCCCUUGUCAAAUGCCACUAGAUUUAUGAGGGUGGGGUGAUCUAUUAUGAGGCAUUUUUUUGUGUUCUUCAAAAUUUAAACGGUGGAAAUGUUUUAAUUUUUAAAUAGACAAACAUGAAUGACCAUGUUAAUGAUCCAUUACUAAUACCAUCCGCUUGGGUGCAUUCUAUGGCUGAGAAUAGGGGGGUGUCCCUGGCAGGAAAAUGGCACACAAGAGAGAUUGUUUUCUGAACUAAACUUUGGCAAAACCGCGGACAGGUACUUAUGGCUUUCAUGGAAGGAACUCUGAGUAUCAGUGGAUGUUUGGUGAGGAAGAUCUUAAAUCUCUCCCUGUCCGAUAACACGCUGAGCAGCGAGUGCAUCAGGAUUGGGUGAUUAUUCACGGUUUUGGUUUGCUUGGCUCCACACUGCAGAAGACAAAGAAUUUGUUUCAAAAUCCUGGCAGAAGGCAGAAUUAGGUCAACAGAACAAGUAUUACUAUGAUGACAAGUUGAAGCGAUUGGUAGUGGAAACAACUGCUCAUUUAUGUCACAAGCUGCAUCAUUGAGUGGGACAUAUUAUAUACUCCCUCUGUUCCUUGAUAUAAGGUGUAUAGAUUUUUGAGAAAAAGUCCGAAAUAUAAGGUGUAUUGCGUUGCACCACUCGUCUGGAUAAUGUUUUUAGGGAUUUGACUACAUUUCCUUAUAUUAGGCAGGCUUCUCUAUUUUCUCAUGUCAAUUA